AUGACUAACUCGUACCACAGCGGUGUUCUCGCCGAGUCGCUGAGUCGGUCGCGACACAAAUGGAUGGCCGAGGGUCUCUUCGAGAAGUACUGGACGAAGCCUGCACGGAAGAAGAACGCAACCGAGGACCCCAAGAACCCAGCCAAAGAUACCAUGAGCAAGAUUGGGCAGGUCACAAUCACGAUUGAGCCGCAUGUUUUCGAGGCUACCAUUACGGCCCUCCCAACGGAGCCAUGCCUCCUCCACCAACGCCCCCUCUCUCGCCAUGAACGAGUCAAAGCCGACGCCGCCAGCACCAAGUUCUGCUCCGCCAUCUCCUGCGCCUCAACAGAUGCUGUCGAGGCCACCCUCGGCGGCAGCGAACGAGCCGCCAAAGGUGCUACCCUCUCCACGGAGCCUGGAUCCCGUGCAGCCUGCCAGCGCAACACCCCCACCGAGGACAGUCGCCCCUUCACUGCCGACAGGUGUACCUGCGCCCGCUUCUGUCACUGCCCCGGGAACGCCCUCGAAUCCUGCAGUCCCGUCUGCCAUGGCGCCUUCAGCCCCCAACUCACGGCCAUCGAGCUCAACACCCCAGCCAGGGGCAGGAGCUGCGAAGCCUGCGCCAGCUGCAAAGCCGCAGGGCACUGA
Colletotrichum spaethianum is the source of this 630-nucleotide messenger RNA. RefSeq lists its product as uncharacterized. Gene Ontology annotation, molecular function: ATP-dependent H2AZ histone chaperone activity. Lineage: Eukaryota; Fungi; Ascomycota; Sordariomycetes; Glomerellales; Glomerellaceae. The coding region runs from base 1 to 630 and encodes 209 amino acids. The transcript has 2 exons. Gene Ontology annotation, cellular component: Swr1 complex. The record is from RefSeq and is a predicted model, not a curated record. Gene Ontology annotation, biological process: chromatin remodeling.